Messenger RNA from Schistosoma turkestanicum, 880 nucleotides. NCBI's taxonomy places the organism in Eukaryota, Metazoa, Platyhelminthes, Trematoda, Strigeidida, Schistosomatidae. The record is from the annotation of a GenBank genome assembly.
CCUGGUAUUGAAAACACUGAACACUGAACCGAACACGGUCCUCAUUUUGAUCCCAAGGUCGCUCUUCCACUUGUGAGACGUAAUCAGCAAGUUUCGUUGCCACCAUCAAUGUUGAGCGUCUGAUUUUCUUGUCACAUAUCUCAUAAAAACCAUCACGAAUUGUUAAUCAGCGCACAGCAGAGGCUAUUUUUAAGAUGGAUUUUCAUGCUCCAGAAGUUAGUCCGCAAACAAACUCCAUUUAUGGAUUAACAGCCUUAAUUAUUAUCACAAUAACAUAUUUUCUUUGGAAAUUCUUUCGUUCUCGGCCUGCAAACUCGCCAAUUGAUAGUGAAUCACGUCGUUUAGCUGUGGAAGCUGCAAGAGCAAGAUUUCAGGCUGAAGUCGACGCUGAAGUUGCCCAGAAAAAAGCUAAAUAUCAAGAUGAGGGAGAAGGGAAAAGCAGCGUUCGUGAAAGUAAUCAUUCUGGUGAAAAAAAGAAGCGGCUUCGACCUGAUGACUACAAUCCAUUAAUGGGUGAUACUGGCAGAACGUAUAGGCCAACUUCACGAUUUUGUUCAACUGGUGGAUGACGUUAAUUGAUUAAACAAGACACCUCUCCCAAUUCAAUAGGAAGAACUCAAUCACCCACUAAUUGAGUUCAAGCCUUACUAUUAUUACAUUUUUUACACAAAGAUUGAAAAUAAAACAAGGAAUUUUUCUUUCCAAAUAAUAUGAUGUUGUUAAUUCGAAAUUGGAUACACACUCCAUGAAUAACAACGGAUGGUGGUUUUAUUUUCUCUUUGUUGUAAAAAAAGUGUAACAAACAAAAUCUUUAUACUACUUAAAAUUGUUACUUUCACUUGUGAUUUUCUUGUCAAUAAUAUAUAUUCAAAUUUUUUGC